Molecule: messenger RNA, 810 nt
Organism: Cyclocybe aegerita
Lineage: Eukaryota; Fungi; Basidiomycota; Agaricomycetes; Agaricales; Hemipholiotaceae
Source: the annotation of a GenBank genome assembly
AUGUCCACCACAAACCUCGCCGCUCUCACAUCCUCACAUCGCGCUAUCGCCGCCAAGAAGCGCGCAAAGAACCAGCAGCUUAAAGAGGUAGUCUUUGACGAGGAUGCCCGCAGAGAGUUCCUCACCGGCUUUCACAAGCGCAAACUAGCAAAGACCGAGGCUGCACGCGCAAAGGCAAAGGAGAGGGAGAAACAGGAGAGGCUCGAAGCUCGUCGCGAGCAACGCCGCAUGCUUCGUGAGCAGGCCCUCGAGAACGCAGCCUCCGUAGAAAAGGCAUAUGGCGCCGUCAUCGGUACACCCUCCCCGUUCUCACCCCACGUCAACUCUAACCCAUUCCCAGAUGACGACAACGACGACCACGACGACGAAUGGCACGGCAUUGGCACUGGCACUGGCAGCUCUCCCAACCCGGCCGACAUCGCGCGGGACGAGGAAUACGAAAACGACGAGACCCUUGCCACUGUCACCGUCGUCGAAGAUUUCGAUCCAGAUACCAUCAUACAUGGCCCUCCGAAGUCCGAACCCGCCCCUAAUCCCAUCCCCGCAUCGACAUCGACAUCGACACUCACACCCACAUCCCGUCCCGCCAAAAAGCCGUCCCAACCACCAUCAUCAAGUCAAUCUGCCAUAAAAUCCAAAUCUACACCACAGAAAAAGAUCCGCUACCAGACCAAGGACGCGCGGAAACGCGAACAGGUCAAACAGCGGGCCAGGAGGACCGAAAAGGCCGAGCUCGCUGGGGGGAAGGCGUCGAGGAAAUACAAGGGGUCCUCCCGAGGAGGCAGGGGGAAACAUGGCUCGAAGCGAUGA